Molecule: messenger RNA, 2140 nt
Organism: Dromiciops gliroides (monito del monte)
Lineage: Eukaryota; Metazoa; Chordata; Mammalia; Microbiotheria; Microbiotheriidae
Gene: TEDC2
Product: tubulin epsilon and delta complex 2
Exons: 10
Coding region: 126-1529 (467 amino acids)
Source: RefSeq, a predicted model, not a curated record
CGGAGCCAGGAGGCGGGGGCGGGGCUCCGCCGGGACCGCGGUGUUUUUCCCGCCGAUUCCCGGCUCCAGGUGUGUGUUUGCGGGUCAGUUGCGGCUGCAGCUCCCGCCCCCCCAGCGCAGCCGCCAUGCUGCCUGCAGCCUGCUCCCACAGGCUGGUGGCUGAGCUCCAAGGAGCCCUGGCAGCCUGUCAGAAGAAGGAGAAGGAGUUGGAACAAUCAAUUGCCCGCUGCCGAGUGUUGCUUCAACCCUGGGAAGUGCCCUCUCCCCUAAGCCCUGAGCCAGCCCGGAGCACGAAGACUAAACCUGUUUUCACAGCAUGUGAACCACCUCCCAAGGACCUCAAGGAAUUGGAGCUAUUGACCCAGGCCCUGGAUAAAGCCCUUCGGGUCCGGAAAGGUGUUUCCCGUGUCCAGUCAGAGGAGAGCGAAAAAGCUGCUCCUCCUCUGGUCACUGCACAAGCAGGCCCUGGGGCCAGGCCCAGAACUUCAAAUCCAAAAGCCUGUGUUCCAGCCAAGCCUCCAGCUACCUCUCACAAGUCCAGCAGUCGGGUGAAAAAGCCUGCCACAGCCUCCUCCCAUAGGGGUAGGGCCCCAGGAAAUGCUCUCACACGUGCCAAGCCCCCAGAUAACUUAGCACCCAUCAGGGGGCCAGCUCAGCUCUGCCCUCUGCCUUCCCAGGGCCAGGUCCCAGGGCUCCCAAUCUCCACCCCCGUUUCAGUCUUAAAAGAAGCAGGUGCUACUGGGCCCAGCCCUGGACCAGAACAAGGAAAGACCCAACCAGGCCUCAAGCCUGAGGCCUUCACACUCAAGGAGAAGGGGACACAGCUGCAGCUGCCUCCGUUGUAUAAGAAAAUUGCUUCCAGGAAUUCCAGGCUGUGGGCCCAGGUCCAGCACUCCCAGUCCAGUGCUAAUAUUGAUGUGGCUGCUGCCAAAGCCCAUUUCCUGGAGAGAAUGAAGGCAACAUUUGACUUGCCUGGUCCAGCAAUCAGUCCUGCUGAGAUCCGGGAGGAGGUGAAGCGCCUGAACCAGGCUUGCCACUUACUGACCCAGCAUCUGGAAGAGACGCUGGACACACGUGGGGAGGCCUCUACAGCCUCUCUCAGCUGGGAGCAGGAGUACCACCGUCUGGUCAGCCUGGAGGCACUGCAAGCUGCUGUGGACCAGCAUUUGCUUAGACUACAAGAGCUUCGAGAAGCGGAAGAACACUGGUUGGGGGCUAGGCCUGUAGAGACCUCUACUUGGAACUCAACCCUAUGCUUAGGAGGAAAGGGGACCAGCAAGACCAGUAAUCAUCUUGUCUACUCCAGUGUCCAAGAGCUGCAGACCAUGACAGCCCUCAAGCUCCGAGUGGCAAUGUUGAAGCAGCAGAUCCACCUAGAAAAGGUUCUGAUGGAAGAACUUCUCCCCCUGGUGAAGUCUGAGAGCCCUGCUGGCCCAGCUCAGUUGGCACUGUACCGUGCUAUCCAUAGCCAACUCUGUGAAGCUGGGGAGCGCUUCUCCAUACUGGUGAGAGAUGAACCAUCUGUCUGAGCCUAGCAUGGGCCCCAUCAUCCAUCACUCGAAGUUGGGCCCUCCCUCCUUUGAACUUAUGUUCCUGUUGCCCCUUGUCAUUUACAAGCCAGUGACCUUUCCUUUCUGUUGCUUAGGAAGUCUGGAAAACCAUAUGGGAACAUUAAGCAUCAUAGCUGAUCUCUACCCUUCUCCACCACCAAUUCCUUGUCCAUCUGUCUUUCUGCCUAGUCCAGGGCUGAAGUACUGAGCCUAGGCCAAGGACAGGAAGGGGUUCCUUGUUCAUACAGGGGUGUGGCCCCUUGCAGAGAGGAUGUGGAGGGACUGAAGGCUGUAUGAAGUCAUAGGACUUCUAAUCAAAGCCAGAAGAGAGAGGCAGUAGGCUAGAAAUGGAUAUAGUACCACUAGGGGCCUUAGCAGUAGAAAAAAAAGACUGAAGGGCUCUUUCAGGAGUGUUCCGCUUCACGAGUGACCAGCACAGCACCAGACAUUGGUUCAGUGGCAAGAGAGGGAUCAUGAAAUUUACUGAAAGGCACCAACAGUCAUCCUUCAGUCUAGAACAAUUGAGAGAGCCUCCCAAGAGGAGGUGGACUAAGGACUCAAAGAAUAGAUGGGAGUUGGUCAGGGUGAGA